Cyclocybe aegerita is the source of this 1887-nucleotide messenger RNA. Lineage: Eukaryota; Fungi; Basidiomycota; Agaricomycetes; Agaricales; Hemipholiotaceae. The record is from the annotation of a GenBank genome assembly.
AUGUCUUCGAAAGUAUAUGUUGGCAAUUUGAGUUGGAACACGACCGAUGACACUCUCCGUCAAGCAUUUUCCGACUUCGGACAGGUCCUUGAUUCGAUCGUCAUGCGCGACCGGGAUACUGGUCGCUCUCGUGGAUUUGGCUUUGUAACAUACAGUUCUGCGCAAGAGGCUGAUGCCGCUAUCGGCGGCUUAAAUGAGCAAGAGCUCGAUGGAAGGCGCAUCAAAGUUAACCUCGCCAAUGCCCGAGGUGGCGGAGGCGGAGGCGGAGGUGGAGGCUACAGCGGAGGAGGAGGCUACGGAGGCGGCGGUAGCGGCGGUUAUGGUGGUGGCGGCUACGGUGGCCAGAGUGGUGGCGGCUACAGUGGAGGCGGCUACGGCGGUGGUGGCUACGGCAGCAACAGCGGUGGUGGUGGAUACAGUGGUGGCGGAGGCUAUGGUGGUGGAGGGUACGGACAAGUAACGACAAACAACUGCAAAUACCUACUGUUGAGGAACGAACUCUACAGCAACGUUGUCCAAUCCCCCACCACCUCCACCACCUCCACCACCUCCCCACUGUCCUUCCCUCUUGUGAUAAUGGCGGGGCCUAUGCGCUCAUUCAAGCCGAAACGCCCUCCUAACUCCUGGAUUCUCUUCAGAGCUGAUGUUUCCAAAAGGCUACCUCCUCCGGCGCCUGGCCAACCACGGAGAAGUCAGGCAGACGUCUCUGCCCUCAUCUCAAGUCUGUGGAGGGAGGCAGAUGAUGAUACGAAGCGCUAUUACGAACGGUUGGCCGAUGAGGCCAAAGUGGAACAUCGCAAGCAGUUCCCGGAUUACAAGUUCCAACCCACGAAGAAGGAGGAUAAGGAACGUCUGAAGGAGCUCCAGAAAGAGCAGCGCGACCAAAUGAGGAGGAAUAGGUCCGCUCGUGGGGUGAAUCGCUCGCCGAACCCCCCUGCUGCUGCGCGUUUCGCUUCAAGCGCCCCGUAUCAAAUUCCGCACCUGCUUUUUGGCCCGUCUGGGCCAAGCCCGCCGGUUUCCGCUGCGUCCUCACCAAGGGAUCAUGCCCCGGCCUCUCCUGUGCCAUCAUCUUCGAUGUCAAGCUUCCCUCAGACUAGCAAUCUUUCUUCGCCAACCUCCUUAUCCGCCAAUCCAACUUCUACAAAUCAUGAUCAAACUCUUCGAUUUCCAUCUUUUUCUACUCCAGACCAAGUUUCUCAAACAGAUUCAUCCGCCAUUACACCAAUAUUGGAUGAACCGCGACUGCUUGCUGGUCCGUCUACCGAUAUGAGCGCCCAAGGAACAAGCGGCCUCGAAGCCUGGGUCCCUGCUGCCGAAGGAAGCGGUGCCUCAUCGGCAAGUCUCUCAUUUGUUCUUCUUGGCCUUGUCCUGACCUCUUGGGGUUGCUCGAACACAGAUUCACCUCAGAUUCGGAGAAAACAGCUUCAGCGAUCUGCAAGCUUGUCUGCCAACGGCGGCGCCGGCAUGUUUGAGAUACAUGGUUUCAGUGAUCUCAUCUCAACAGACCCUGUCGGCGAUUUAGAGGUCUCGGUUGGGCAGUUGGAUGACAACCCCAUUUCAUUCUCCUACUUCGACACUUAUGCCGAACCCCAAGUCGACCCUUCAAAUGCUUACACGUCGGCGUAUCCGCCACAAUUGGAUUUCAACCAGCUGAUGUCCGACUUGAUGUCGGCGUUUCCUGACAUACCUGUGUCUUCCGACACUCCACCCACCGUCGCUUCCAACAGCACUGUUGAUACCGUUAUGGACACAGCUGCUGCUCCGACGCAGUCGACGCCGUACCAACCGCCUGCCGGUGCCGUGAAUUCCUCUAUGCGUCGUGUUGGGGCUAAAUGGACCCCAGAGACCAUGAACCUCGUCUCGCCACCCCCACAGGUAUCGGCCUAG